Messenger RNA from Drosophila obscura, 1775 nucleotides. It is a transcript of the gene Alp1, whose product is annotated as alkaline phosphatase. Bases 140 to 1705 code for a protein of 521 amino acids. Lineage: Eukaryota; Metazoa; Arthropoda; Insecta; Diptera; Drosophilidae. Gene Ontology annotation, molecular function: alkaline phosphatase activity. Gene Ontology annotation, biological process: dephosphorylation. The transcript has 4 exons. The record is from RefSeq and is a predicted model, not a curated record.
ACAAAUACGGUUUAGUCGGCCCGUAGACGACAUUCUAAAGGUUUUGUGUCGGUCUCGGACUCAAUUCUCGCUAUCAGGUCGGAACAGUCGAAAGUUUUUUGUGCUUUCUUGUCAGCGGUUCAUCAAAAUUCCGACAACGAUGCCUGGUUUUUGGUUAGCGUUCGCACUCCACUUCGUUUUGUGCCAUUGUCAGUACAAAUAUGGGCCAGAGCGCGCCUGGAAUCUGCACUCCGUGGAGGAGCUGAAGAGCAAGGAGUUCUGGUUCCACGACGCCCAGCGCACACUCUACGAGAAGCUGUCGACGCCUCCGAAUCAGUAUGUGGCCAAGAACGUGAUCCUAUUCCUGGGCGAUGGCAUGUCGGUGCCCACCGUCACCGCCAGCCGCAUCUUUGAUGGCCAAUUGCGAGGAGUAGUGGGCGAAAGGAAUCGUCUGGAGUUUGAGAAGUUCAACUUUGUGGGACUCUCAAAGACGUACUGUGCGAACAAGCAGGUCGCCGACUCGGCGUGCACGGCGUCCGCUUAUUUGUCCGGAAUUAAAGCGAAUUUUCUUACCAUUGGAGUCACCCCCGAUGUCCAGCUGAAUGACUGUGCUGGAGCCAGGCUGCCGCAGAAUCGCCUCUCCUCGAUAGCCGCCUGGGCGCUGAAGGGUCGCAAGUCCGCUGGCCUGGUGACCACAACACGGGUAACACAUGCGAGUCCCGCGGGCGUCUAUGCCCACACCUCAAAUCGGGACUUUGAGAGCGACUUUGACGUGAAUUCUUUUGGAGAAAAUUCUAGCAGGUGCCCAGACAUUGCCCAGCAGCUUAUAGAUGGGGAUGUGGGGAAACGCCUGCGGGUGAUCAUGGGCGGCGGCACCUCGAAGUUCUUGCCCAACACAGAGAAGGAUGUGUAUGGGAACCAGGGUCAGCGUUUGGAUGGUAGGAACCUCAUAGAGGAGUGGCAGAAGAGCAAGCCAGGCAACGCCCGGGUGGUCUUUAAUCGCACCGAUCUCUUGGCCAACGAUGCUCGCAGUACGGACUUCCUGUUCGGUCUGUUCAAUGCCUCGCACUUGGCAUAUCACUUGGACGAGAGCAUAGACACUCCCACGCUGGCGGAGAUGACAGAGUCAGCCAUCAAUAUCCUUUCCAGGGAUACUGGGGGGUAUUUUCUGUUUGUGGAGGGCGGUCGCAUCGAUCAUGCCCAUCAUGAGACCAAGGCCAAGAAGGCCCUCGAUGAAACUGUCCAAUUCUCGAAUGCCAUUAAACAGGCUCGCCUCCUGACGAAUCCCUGGGACACUUUGAUUGUGGUUACCGCCGACCACGGACACACCGUAACUAUCAGCGGCUAUCCGGAUGUGAAUAACAGCAUUGCCGGCCUGAAUUCAGAGAAGAGCGAUGUGGAUUCCAAGCCCUACGCCACUCUCUCCUACGCCAACGGUCCGGAAUAUCAAAAGUUCUAUCAAUCGAAGGAUGGCGUGGUGGAACGCGUUGAUCUCACAACUUCAGAUAUUGGUGACAAUGAUGCGCGCUAUCCCCACGGCGUGCCCAUGGAGGAGGAGACCCAUGGUGGCGGCGACGUGGCUGUGUAUGCUCACGGUCCUUGGGCGCAUUUGUUUACAGGCGUCUAUGAGCAAAAUUCCAUACCCUUCAUGAUGGGAUAUGCCUCUUGCCUUGGGCCUGGAAUGACUUACUGUGAUCUCCAGCCCAAAGUUUCGUACAAUCCAUGAUUUAUAAAAUAUAUAUAUGUUAAUUUAAAUAAAUGUUCGCUAUUUUAAGUGCUGUAAAACUGUCCACAAA